Microthlaspi erraticum is the source of this 633-nucleotide messenger RNA. Lineage: Eukaryota; Viridiplantae; Streptophyta; Magnoliopsida; Brassicales; Brassicaceae. The record is from the annotation of a GenBank genome assembly.
AUGUUUCUCCUUUUCACCACCUUUCUCUUCAUCUCCCAGUCGAUCUCAGCCGUCCAUGUUCGAAACACAACAACCAACGACCUAGAUUUCAUCCGAACGAGCUGCAACGCCACAGAAUAUCCAGACUUGUGCGUCACGUCUCUCUCCCGUUACGCCUCCGCCGUUCACAAAAGUCCGGCGAAGCUAGCCAAACUCGCGAUCCGAGUCUCGAUGUCGGAAGCCAAAUCAACGGCGGGUUUUCUCUCCAAACUCACCAAAUCCGCCGUCGCUGUAACCGCCAAACACUCCCAAGGAGAAAUAACUCGCGCCGCGAUCCGAGACUGCGUUUCGAACGUUGAAGAAGCCAUCGACUACAUGAGAGACUCUCUCCGACAACUAGGCAACAAGAACGGUACGUGCGACGGCGUUACAGUGGGUGGACCGGUGGAGACCUUUAGGUGUCAGAUGAAUAACGUACAGACGUAUAUGACCGCAGCAAUGACGAUGGAGGAGACGUGUACGGAUGGUUUUGACGAGAUGCAAAAGCCAGUGAGGAUUAUUAACACGACUGUUCGUCCUCGUGUUGAGCAAGUGAAAAGGGUAACGAGUAAUGCUCUUGCGCUUGUUGUUGCUUAUGCCAAUGGAGGUCCAUGA